GCGGUUUAUACCUUAUACGCUCAUCUUUUUUCGACCAGUGUGUACGAUUGCGGAUUGACGGAAAUCUGAAUGUUAUCAGUGUAUUUUAAUUGGAAAUAUAAUAUUUUGCAGCACCGUUUGGUUUUUUUAUACAGAUCGCAAAUCGCAAUUCGCAAAACUAUUAUUAUUAAGUAUAAUAUUGUCUAUUGUGUACUGUCCGUUUUUGAAUCGUUUUAACAUUAACAGUAUUUACUAAUUGUUAACCUAGUCCUACCGAUGGUUUGGACUAAUAACCACUCAAUGAUUGUUUAUUGAACACUUUAAACGUGAUAUUUUCACUCAAUUCAGGAUCGUUGGUCAUUCUUGAAUCUAAAAUGGCGAAAUCGAAUAAUAAUUUGAUUGCGGAUAUUGAAUACAUUCAUCAGUUGGUAUAUGAUUUAAAACUAAAUGAACUACAGCAAAUUUUAGAAGCUGUUAAGCAUAACAAAUCUGGUAGCAAACAAUCUUUACGCAAACGUGUUUUAAACUUAUUAAGUGCACCUACACCAAAAACAAAAGUUUUGAAACAAAAAAUUAUACAGGUCUAUAACUCUAGACCACAACAAAUCCAGCAACUUCAACAACCACCGCAGGCACCGGUUGUACAACAGCCAAAUUUUUUACAACGGUUCUUACGACAACCUCGAAACAACAUUCAAAAUCAUAGCCAAUCUUAUACACCACCAAGACCAAAUCCUAUACAACCUUUUGUUGAAACCCCAAGUCCAGCUAUACAAUUUGACCACUUACCAUUCUUUAAGACAGUACAAACAUUAUUAAUGCCUAUGUACUGCCAGACUAAUAUUGAUUCUGCCAACUUUACUGGGCUAUUUUAUCUAACAGAUAAUGUUAGACAUUCUAUUGUUAAAUCAUGGAAUAUUGCCAGACAAGAAUAUAAAAUUCAAAUUAUUUUAAGAUUACUACAAGUUGGAAUUGAUGAAAAUGUUACUGAACGAUUACCUUACAAUAUUACAGUUUCUGUUAAUGAUCGUCAAUGUAAGUUACCUACAUUAAACAUCCCAACAAAAGCGGGCAUCACUCCGUGGCGGUGCAAUGUUCCUAUAGAUAUUACUCAACAAACGGAUUUAAGAAAUUGUUUACAGAACACAUUAAAAAUUACAUGGUCAGAAGAACCACAUGAAUAUAUGGCUGGUGUUUAUGUGGCCAACAAACUGACAUGGAAUGAUCUGCUUGUAGAACUUAAAAAAAGACCUCUACGUGCCUCUGAUAAAACUAAAGAACUCAUUAAAAAAUCUAUGGAAAAUGAUGCUGAUAUGGGUGUAGAUUCUAUGUUUGCUACUGUUAAGGAUCCAUUGACUAAAUUAAGGAUGAAACUUCCUGCUCGGGGUGUAGACUGUAUACAUUUACAGUGUUUUGAUGCAAUACAAUUUUUACAAAUGAAUGAACAAAAGCAAACAUGGACAUGCCCAUUAUGUAAAAAAAAACUUAAGUUUGAAAACAUUGAAGUUGAUGAGUUUUUUUUAAACAUGCUUCAAAGUCCAGAUUUAAGUGAAGAAUGUGAAAAUGUUGUUUUGUUAAAAGAUGGGACAUGGUCUGAGAGAAAAAAUAAAGAAUUUUCAAACAAUUCUAGAACAAAUGACUAUGGAUCUACAAACAAUAUAGAAGUAUUUACAUUGUCAGAUUCUGAUGAUGAUAAUGAUGCAGAUAAUAGGAAUAGUGAUGUAGAUAAUGUUGAUAACGAUGUGAUUAUUUCAAAACCAAAACGUUUUAAAUAUAAUCCAUCAAAAGUGGAAGAAUCUGUGAUAAAAUCUGAACAUGUUAUAGAAACUGAAGAUCUAACAGAUCCUUCUGAAAGUGACCUUGUGUUGGACUUAAGUAUUAAAAAUAAUUCUAUGUCAUCGGUUUCUGGUAGUUCAAAGUAUGAACCCAUUGUUACAUUAAAUGACGAUUCUAAUCCAUCAACUUCAGCUGAUUCAAGGUAUGGACCAAUUAUUACAUUAAAUGACGAUUCUGAUCAAUCAACUUCAACUAUUUCAAAGUAUGAACCAGUUAUUGUACUAAGUGACGAACCUGAUCUACCACCAUUAAUACCAUUAAUGGAAUCAACCUCUAUGUUGAAUAAUCUUUACCUUCCAAACAUUUCAAUCACAGGGCCCAAUAACUGUGUAGCUGGUAGCUCUAGGAGUAGUAGAAAUAAUAGAAAUAAUAGACAUCAAGAAAAAGAUAAUUCAAGAUCGGUUUUAUGUGUUAUAACAUUAGAUUAAACUAAUGUAUUUCAAUUCUUACUGGUUUUAAAUUGUAUACAAUUUGUUAUGUUAUUAACUUGUUUUAUAAAAACAGUACAACUCGUAAUGAUUUGUAUCUUAUCAAAACUGUAUAAAUUGUAAAUAACUAAUACUCUUAAAUAUGUAUAUAAUAACUAUUAUUUAACUUGAUUUUAAUACAGUAAUUGUUGUAAAUAAAUCAUGUUUUCUUAUGUUAAUUUAUUCAUGCAUAAUUUCAAAUAUAAAGGUACCACAUUACAGCCUACUACUGAACAUGAUUGUGGCUGUGGAUUGGUAGCUACUGAUAUUCUUUUCUAUCAGAAUAUAAUAUGUUUAAAUGUUUAAUUAUUGUUUUUAAUAACAUUGAAAUUUGAAACCAUUCAUAGUUAUAAGUGCCUAUAUGUAUAAUAACUUUUUAUUUAUUUUAUUUUAUUUAUUUUUUAUAAAAACAUUUUUCUAUUUUAAUAAAACUCCAAAAUCUGGUGUUCUUUAAAUUCUGAAUUGCAUGAUAACUUGUAUUUACAUUAUUUUUAAUUUCUAUAUAUAUAUUUUUUUUUAUAAUAAAAAAUAUACAAUCUAUACUAGGUACUUAGCAUAAUAGGUAUAUGUGACAAGAGACUUAAAAAAUAACAUGGUAGACGUGAUUAAGAAGUCACCCACAAGUCACUCUUUGCUUGAGGGGAAAUUUCUAUAUAAUUAUGUUGUAUUGCUCCAUAACAAUAUGAGAAUAAAAUAAAUUACUUUUAAUUUA
This is a messenger RNA of Acyrthosiphon pisum (pea aphid), 2994 nucleotides long. Its product is annotated as E3 SUMO-protein ligase PIAS3-like. NCBI's taxonomy places the organism in Eukaryota, Metazoa, Arthropoda, Insecta, Hemiptera, Aphididae. The coding region runs from base 354 to 2243 and encodes 629 amino acids. The record is from RefSeq and is a predicted model, not a curated record. The transcript is spliced from 2 exons. Gene Ontology annotation, cellular component: chromatin. Gene Ontology annotation, biological process: regulation of transcription by RNA polymerase II; protein sumoylation. Gene Ontology annotation, molecular function: SUMO ligase activity; transcription coregulator activity; zinc ion binding.